Messenger RNA from Nerophis lumbriciformis (worm pipefish), 1956 nucleotides. The record is from RefSeq and is a predicted model, not a curated record. NCBI's taxonomy places the organism in Eukaryota, Metazoa, Chordata, Actinopteri, Syngnathiformes, Syngnathidae.
AUGGCCAAAGCACCAGCAGUCGGUAUUGAUCUGGGCACUACCUACUCAUGCGUAGGCGUGUUCCAGCACGGCAAAGUAGAGAUCAUCGCAAACGACCAGGGCAACAGGACCACACCCAGCUAUGUUGCCUUCACAGACACAGAGAGGCUGAUUGGAGACGCCGCAAAGAACCAAGUUGCCCUUAACCCGACAAACACUGUGUUCGAUGCAAAGCGACUCAUCGGCAGGCACUUUAAUGAUGGUGUGGUCCAAUCUGACAUGAAGCACUGGCCCUUCACAGUCAUUGAUGAUAACACGCGGCCCAAAGUCAAGGUGGAGUACAAAGGUGAGACCAAGACCUUCUUCCCUGAGGAGAUCUCCUCCAUGGUGCUCCUUAAAAUGAAGGAGAUUGCAGAGGCCUACCUCGGAAAGCCCGUAACCAACGCUGUGGUGACCGUCCCAGCCUACUUCAACGACUCUCAGCGUCAGGCCACCAAAGAUGCCGGAAUCAUCUCCGGACUCAAUGUUUUGCGUAUCAUCAACGAACCAACAGCUGCAGCUAUUGCUUACGGACUGGACAAAAAGGCCGCAGCUGUCGGCUCUGAAAGGAACGUCCUCAUUUUCGACUUGGGUGGCGGCACUUUCGAUGUUUCUGUCUUGGCCAUCGAGGACGGCAUCUUCGAGGUGAAGUCAACGGCGGGUGACACUCACCUGGGCGGCGAGGACUUCGACAACCGUAUGGUCAACCACUUCAUCGCCGAGUUCAAGCGCAAGCACAAGAAAGACAUCAGCGAAAACAAGCGUGCCGUGCGGCGUCUGCGUACGGCUUGCGAGAGGGCCAAGCGCACGCUGUCGUCUAGCUCGCAGGCCAGUAUCGAGAUUGACUCUCUCUUCGAGGGCGUUGACUUCUACACGUCCAUCACAAGGGCCCGCUUCGAGGAACUCAACGGAGACUUGUUCCGUGGCACCCUUGAGCCUGUGGAAAAGGCUCUGCGGGACGCCAAGCUAGAGAAGGCCGCGAUUCACGAAAUUGUCCUGGUUGGAGGUUCCACUCGAAUUCCCAGGAUCCAGAAGCUUCUGCAGGACUUUUUCAACGGCAAAGAACUCAACAAGAGCAUCAACCCUGAUGAGGCUGUGGCUUAUGGUGCAGCUGUGCAAGCGGCCAUCCUUUCCGGCGACAAGUCUGAGAAUGUUCAGGACCUGCUGCUGCUGGACGUCACCCCCUUGUCUCUGGGCAUCGAGACUGCCGGCGGUGUCAUGACUGCGCUAAUCAAGAGGAACACCACCAUCCCCACCAAGCAAAUGCAGGUGUUCACCACCUACUCUGACAACCAGCCCGGUGUGCUCAUUCAGGUGUUUGAGGGUGAAAGAGCCAUGACCAAAGACAACAACAUUUUAGGGAAAUUUGAGCUGACGGGAAUUCCCCCGGCCCCUCGAGGCGUUCCCCAAAUUGAAGUGACCUUCGACAUCGACGCCAACGGUAUCUUGAAUGUCAGCGCAUCAGACAAGAGCACUGGCAAGGAGAACAAGAUCACCAUCACUAACGACAAAGGGCGUCUGAGCAAGGAUGACAUUGACCGCAUGGUGCGCGAGGCAGAGCAGUACAAAGCGGAGGAUGACGUGCAGAGGGAGAGGGUGGCGGCCAAGAAUGCUCUGGAGGCGUACGCCUUCAACAUGAAAUCCACCAUGGAGGAUGACAAGCUGAAGGACAAGAUCAGCGAGGAUGACAAGAAAAAAAUUAUGGACAAGUGCAACGAGGUCAUCAACUGGCUUGACAAGAACCAGUCUGCUGAGAAAGAUGAGUUUGACCACCAACAGAAGGAGCUGGAGAAGAUUUGUAACCCCAUCAUGACCAAGUUGUACCAGGGAGCCGGGGGCAUGCCAGGCGGCAUGCCAGGUGGAGGGGCUUUCCCUGGAGCGGGUGGAGCCCCUGGUGCUGGGGCAGGUUCUGGACCCACCAUUGAGGAAGUGGAUUAG